CCCGACCUUCAGUGCACGAUCAACAGGUAUUGCCUCGCUAACUCCGCGUUAACUUCCAGAGGAUAUUACAGUGCUGAUGAGUGUUUUGUUGAUUGCUGGUGAAUAUGUUGGAGGGACACUAGCUGGGGACAGUGACAGCAGUGUGUUCAUGACUUUCGGAGUUAUUGCCUACAUGCUGAAAUGCGUGGAUCGUCGUUGCUGAUCAUAUUGCUUUCUGCUGUACAGGGUGUCCUAGUGUGCGAGUGGGGCAAGUAUGGACACAACUGCGACCGACUAUGUUCAGAUCACUGUAGACUUCAUCCUGGCAGAAACCUUCGACACUGUCAGAAAGAUACUGGGAAGUGUUCAGAAGGGUGUGUUCGUGGUCGGCAUGGUGACCUCUGUGAUCAACUUUGUAGCCCGAACUGCAACAAGACCACGUGCAAUCAACCCAACGGGGGAUGUACCCUCGGGUGUAUAGAAGGAUACAGUGGAUACUUCUGUAACACAACAAUAGGUACACAGAUGCAAACAACAGUUUAUGCAGUACAUGGUGUCCCAGUGUGCGAGUGGGGCAAGUAUGGACACAACUGCGACCGAAUAUGUUCAGAUCACUGUAGACUUCAUCCUGGCAGAAACCUUCGACACUGUCAGAAAGAUACUGGGAAGUGUUCAGAAGGGUGUGUUCGUGGUCGACAUGGUGACCUCUGUGAUCAACUUUGUAGCCCGAACUGCAACAAGACCACGUGCAAUCAACCCAACGGGGGAUGUACCCUCGGGUGUAUAGAAGGAUACAGUGGAUACUUCUGUAACACAACAAUAGUUUCUGCAGUGGAGGAUGCCCCAGUGUGCGAGUGGGGCAAGUAUGGACACAACUGUGACCGACUAUGUUCAGAUCACUGUGGACUUCAUCAAGGGAGAAGCCUUCAACCCUGUCACAAAGAUACUGGGAAGUGUUCAGAAGGGUGUGUUCGCGGUCGGCAUGGUGACCACUGUGAUCAACUUUGUAGUCAGAACUGCAUCAGCACCACCUGCAACCAAGGCAACGGGGGAUGUACCAUCGGAUGUAUAGAUGGAUACAGUGGAUAUUUCUGUAACAUAACAACAGGAUCACAGAUACAGUCAACAGUUUCUGCAGUACAGGGUGUCCCGGUGUGCGAGUGGGGCAAGUAUGGACACAACUGUGACCGACUAUGUUCAGAUCAGUGUAGACUUCAUCGUGUCAGAAACCUUCGACACUGUCAAAAAGAUACUGGGAAGUGUUCAGAAGGGUGUGUUCGUGGUCGGCAUGGUGACCACUGUGAUCAACUUUGUAGCCCGAACUGUAUAAAAAACUCGUGCAUUCAACUCAACGGGGAAUGCACCAUCGGGUGUAUGGAAGGAUACAGUGGAUAUUUCUGUAACAUAUCAACAGUUCCUGCAGUACCUGAUGUCCCAGUGUGCGAGUGGGGCAAGUAUGGGCACAACUGCGACCAAGUAUGUUCAGAUCAGUGUAGACUUCAUCCUGGCAGAAACCUUCGACACUGUCAAAAAGAUACUGGGAAGUGUUCAGAAGGGUGUGUUCGCGGUCGACAUGGUGACCACUGUGAUAAACUUUGUAGCCCGAACUGCAUGAACAACUCGUGCAUUCAACUCAACGGGGGAUGUACCAUUGGAUGUAUAGAUGGAUACAGUGGAUAUUUCUGUAAAAUAUCAACAGGAUCACAGAUACAAACAACAGUUUCUGCAGUACAGGGUGUCACGGUGUGCGAGUGGGGCAAGUAUGGACACAACUGUGACCGACUAUGUUCAGUGCACUGUGGACUUCACCUAGGGAGAAACCUUCGACCCUGUCACAAAGACACUGGGAAGUGUUCAGAAGGUUGUGUUCGUGGUCGGCAUGGUGACCAGUGUGAUCAAAUUUGUAGCCUGAACUGCAUCAGCACCAAGCGCAACCAACCCAACGGGGGAUGUACCCUCGGGUGCAUACAUGGAUACAUUGGGCAAUUCUGUAACAGAACAACAGGAUCACAGAUACAGACAACAGGUGAAGGGCACAUUAACCCCAGUAUGCAGUUGAUGUGGAUUUUACUGGUAUUCUUUAUCUUUUCGACAAUUUGUUGCUGGAAGAGUGCUCGAUGUAGAAGAAGGUUUGACAAAUGGUUUACACGGCUUAUCAGAAGUGCUCGAUGUAUACGAACGCUUGUCGAAUGGUUUACACAGCUUAUCAGAAGGAAUCCAAGGCCUUCUUCGAGUGAUCCGAGUCAGGUGCCACCGGUGACGACACAAGAUUCUGAUCGACGAGCCUCGAGUGACCUGAGCCAGGAUGACAGUCAGAGCGAGGAGGAUCCAUUGCUCUCCACUGCUUCACACGUGACUCCAUCACAAGCAGACCGCGACCUCUACUACGCCAGCAAGGCCGGGGACCUGGAGGAGGUGAAGCGGCUCCUGUCUACACCGGGAGUCGACGUCAAAAGUAGAGGAAGGUGGAGCAGGACACUGGUGAUGGAGGCAGCAUGGAGGGGACACAGAGACGUGGUGGAGCUCCUGGUGAGUGAAGGGGCUGAUGUGUCACUGGUGGGCGAGUACGGUAACAACACCCUUCACUGGGCCUGUAUGGGAGGAGAUGUGGAGACGGUGAAGUACGUGCUGUCUCUGAACGUGGUGGACAUCGACGCCAGGAACAACUCGGGGCGGACAGCGGCAGACGUGGCGAGACGAGGGGAACGUCAGCCAUUGGUGGAACUGCUCGUGUCCCGCGGCGCUCAGUGACGUCAGUGUCGUGUUUGUGUAGACGGUGGAGGGGGACAUGUUGUUACAGACAGCAACGUGGUGUGCCGUUCACGUCGUCGUGUUAUAUAUUCCCAGAUUAGGUGAGAAUGUUUCUUGUGUUUGAGGAGAAAUAAAACUUGAUAAAAAUAG
Messenger RNA from Haliotis rufescens (red abalone), 2880 nucleotides. RefSeq names its product multiple epidermal growth factor-like domains protein 10. The coding region runs from base 181 to 2730 and encodes 849 amino acids. Gene Ontology annotation, molecular function: protein binding. NCBI's taxonomy places the organism in Eukaryota, Metazoa, Mollusca, Gastropoda, Lepetellida, Haliotidae. Gene Ontology annotation, cellular component: nucleus; cytoplasm. The transcript has 15 exons. The record is from RefSeq and is a predicted model, not a curated record.